AUGUUUAACAAAUCCUUUGGGACUCCGUUUGGAGGCAGCACUGGCUUUGGGACAACUUCCACUUUUGGGCAAAAUGCUGGCUUUGGUACCACGAGUGGAGGAGCCUUUGGAACAUCAGCCUUUGGGUCCAACAAUAACACUGGAGGCCUCUUUGGGGGCACCCAGACCAAACCAGGAGGAUUGUUUGGCUCGACCACGUUUAACCAGCCAGCCACCUCCUCCACAAGCACUGGCUUUGGGUUUGGAACAUCAACUGGGACAUCCAACAGCCUGUUUGGAACCACCAGCACGGGUGGGGGCCUCUUCUCAUCCCAGAAUAAUGCCUUUGCACAGAACAAGCCAGCUGGGUUUGGAAACUUUGGCACCAGUACCAGCAGUGGAGGUCUCUUUGGAACUACUAACACCACUUCCAAUCCUUUUGGGAGUACUUCUGGCUCUCUUUUUGGCCCAACUAGUUUUACUGCUGCUCCAACUGGCACGACCAUCAAGUUUAAUCCACCAACUGGUACAGAUACUAUGGUCAAGUCUGGAGUUAGCACCAGCAUCAACACCAAGCACCAAUGUAUCACUGCUAUGAAAGAGUAUGAGAGCAAAUCCCUGGAGGAACUCCGUUUAGAAGAUUACCAGGCAAACAGGAAAGGGCCCUCAAACCCUGUAGGGGCAGGAGCAGCUGCAGGAUUGUUUGGAUCUUCCACUGCUACAUCAAGUACAGCCACAGGACUGUUUGGCUCUUCUACAACCAACACAGGCUUCUCAUAUGGGCAGAAUAAAACUGCUUUUGGAACCAGCACAACUGGCUUUGGAACUGGCACCACGGGGGGUCUUUUUGGCCAACAGUCCCAAACUACCAGUUUGUUCAACAAACCCUUCGGCCAAGCCACGACGACGCAGAACACCGGCUUCUCCUUUGUCAACACCAGCACCUUGGGGCAGCCCAACACAAGCACCAUGGGUCUCUUUGGGGUAACCCAGCCCUCACAGCCUGGAGGCCUGUUUGGAACAGCUGCCAAUACAAAUGCUGGUACUGGAUUUGGAACUGGAACUGGUCUGUUUGGACAAACUAAUACAGGAUUUGGUGUUGGCGGUUCGACUUUGUUUGGUAACAAACCAGCUGGAUUUGGAACCACCACAACCAGUGCUCCCUCCUUUGGCACGACCACCGGCGGCAGCCUCUUUGGUUUCGGUGCCAACACUGCUGGGAAUAGUUUGUUUGGAAAUAAACCUGCUACUGGGACUCUGGGAACUGGGCUUGGAACAGGAUUUGGGACAGCUCUUGGGGCAGGACAGACAUCUUUGUUUGGAAACACCCAACCUAAGCUUGGAGCAACGCUCGGAACGGGACCCUUUGGAGCAGCAGGGUUCAACACAUCAACAGCUACCCUGGGCUUUGGAGCCCCUCAGCCUGCUGUGGCACUGACAGACCCAAAUGCCUCAGCUGCCCAGCAGGCUGUUCUGCAGCAGCACCUCAAUAGCUUGACUUAUUCUCCCUUUGGAGAUUCCCCACUCUUCAGAAACCCCAUGUCAGACCCAAAGAAAAAAGAAGAGAGGCUGAAACCAACAAACCCAGCAGCUCAGAAGGCCUUAACAACACCCACCCACUACAAACUGACCCCGCGUCCGGCCACCAGAGUGCGCCCCAAGGCUCUGCAGUCUGCUGGCUCUGCCAAGUCUCAGCUCUUCGAUGGCCUUGAUGAUGAUGAGCCCUCCCUCUCCAACGGGGCAUUCAUGCCAAAGAAGAGCAUCAAAAAGUUGGUUUUGAAGAACCUCAACAGCACCAACUUGUUCUCCCUGGUCAAUCGUGAGAACGAAGACCUGGCUUCUCCAUCCGAGUAUCCCGAGGACGGGGAUCGGUUCUUUUUGUCAGUGCCUCCCGAGGAAAACCACAGGCAAGAUGGUGAGCGAGAGGAGGAGGAGGAUCCUCACGAGGUGACCAGGUUUUACACCAACCGCAUUGCCAAGCCCAUCCCCCAGACCCCAGAGAACCCGGGGCAGAGGCACCAGAACAGCAUGGACGACACCAUCGCGGCGCUGAACAUGCGCGCGGCCCUGCGGAACGGGCUGGAGGGCAGCAGCGAGGACGCCUCCUUCCAGGAUGAUUCCCUUCAGGAUGAGCGUGAGGAGGAGCCUGAGACUGUCCAUCAUCUGCAUCCUGCAGGAAUUGUUCUGACAAGAGCUGGUUAUUACACCAUCCCCUCCAUGGAGGAGCUGGCCAGGCUGACCAGCGACAGGAGCGAGUGCGUCGUGACAGACUUCACCAUCGGCCGCAAAGGUUAUGGAUCGAUUUACUUUGAAGGAGAAGUGAAUCUCACCAACUUAAAUCUGGAUGACAUUGUGCACAUCCGGAGGAAAGAAGUGAUUGUGUAUCCUGAUGAUGAGAGGAAACCCCCUAUUGGUGAAGGGUUGAACAGGCGAGCUGAAGUGACCCUGGAUGGGGUCUGGCCUACGGACAAAACAUCCCGCUGCCUGAUCAAGAGCCCCGAGCGCCUGGCCGAGAUGAACUACGAGGGGCGGCUGGAGGCCGUGUCGCGCCGGCAGGGCGCGCGCUUCAAGGAGUAUCGCCCCGAGACUGGCUCCUGGGUCUUCAAGGUGGCACACUUCUCCAAGUAUGGCUUACAGGAUUCGGAUGAGGAAGAGGAAGAGCAUCCUUCCAAAGUGGACACAAAGAAGCUAAAAACAACCCCAGCGCCUCCCCCAGGGCACCUGCUGCCCCAGCAAAUCACCCUGAACGGGAAGCCCACCCCUCCAUCCCAGACCCCCGAAGUGGAGCAGCUGGGCAGAGUGGUGGAGCUGGACAGUGACAUGGCAGACAUCACCCAGGAGCCUCCCCUGGAGUCCCUCGGAGAAGACAACGUGCUGGAGGAGCAGGAGGCCGUGCCUGCCUCCACUCACAUCGCCUCCACCCUGGGCAUUAACCCCCACGUCUUGCAGAUCAUGAAAGCUUCCCUGCUUGCUGAUGAAGAUGACCUAGACUUGAUCCUGGAUCAUUAUCCUGGGAAACAACCUGUGAAAAUGGACACUUCUCAAGAGAUCUGUUCUCCAAGGCUCCCUAUCUCAAAAUCACAAGGACAGAAAAGAUACUCAGUUGGUGGGCUGCUGCAAUCCAAGUUUGCUAAUGCCUUUUUCCAACCUCCGAGUGCUGCUCUGCAAGAUGCCAAGGGACCCAGGACAUCCAGCAGCCCCCCUGCUGUCACCCCUUGGUCAGCCACUUCUCCCUUGGCUUCUGCCUUCUCCGUCCCUCCGUCGGUCCCCGAGGUGCAGAUGAAAACCGUCGGUGUCCGUCGGCAGCGGGGGCUGGUGCCCCUGGAAAAGUCCAUCACCUAUGGAAAAGGGAAGCUGCUGAUGGACAUGGCACUCUUCAUGGGACGCUCAUUUCGUGUUGGUUGGGGGCCCAACUGGACACUUGUCAAUUGUGGAGAUCAGCUGAGUGCAUCAAGUGAAAGGGAGGAUGUUCGGGACGAGUCUGUGGGAUAUGGGUUCCUGCCAACUCCUGUUGCUCCAAAACCACUCUCAGAAUCCUCUUUCAAAGUUCAUGUGGAGAAGCUGAGCUUAGAGCAACGGAAGAGGGGCAGGGACAAACAGCUGUACCUCAUCCCCCUGGAGAUAAAGCUGAAGCACAGCACUGUCCACAUGGAUGAGAAGUGUCCUCUUCUAGCUCCCAACCCAGGAGUUUCUGCCAUCCAUGACUACGCAGACUGGGCUCGGGAGGCGUCCGAGGAUCCUGCAGGGACAGAGACUGUGGUGAAGCACUGGUGCUUGACGUGGACUCUGUGUGAAGCCAUCUGGGGCAACCUGAAGGAGCUGGAGGCCAGGCUGGAGGAGCCCAGCGAGUACCUGCUGUCCCUGGAGCGCAGAAGGGCCUUUUCCCGCUGGCUGGCGGAGACGGCGGCGCGGCGCGUGGAGGAGGAGGUGUCCCUGUCCCGCCACGGCAGCCCCGUGGAGGCCGUGUUCAGCUGCCUGACUGGGAGGAGAAUUGGUGAAGCCUGCAGGCUGGCACAGCAGGCAGGUGACCACAGGCUGGCUCUGCUGCUGUCCCAGCUGGAGGGCAGCCAGCCCCUGGGGGACCUGCUGACCAUGCAGCUGGUGGACUGGCACCGGCUGCAGGCCGACCGCUUCAUCGCCGAGGAGCGGCUGCACCUCUUCGCCCUGCUGGCCGGGAAGCCGGUGUGGCAGCUCUCAGAACGUGUCAGCAUCAACGUGUGCUCGCUGCUGGACUGGAAGCGCUGCGUGGCUGUUCACCUCUGGUACCUGCUGCCUCCAACAGCCUCCAUUGCCAAGGCUCUGGCCAUGUAUGAGGCAGCAUUCCAGAACACAGCAGAGUGUGAAAAAUACGCCUGCUGCCCUUUGCCUCCUUACCUGGAGGAUUCUGGCUGUGUGGUUGAAGAAGAUGACAGUGCAGGAAGGCCUCUGAGGGACGUGUGCUUCCACCUGCUCAAGCUCUACAGUGACAGGCUCUAUGAUCUUGACCAGCUGCUUGAUCCCAGGAGCGUGACAUCCGACCCUCUGGACCAUCGUCUCAGCUGGCACCUCUGGGAGGUGCUGAGGGCCCUGAACUACACCCACCUCCUCAGGCAGAGCCAGGGGGUGCUGAACACCAGCUAUGCUGCCCAGCUGGAGAGUGAGGGGCUGUGGGAAUGGGCUGUGUUUGUCCUGCUGCACGAGCCAGACACACGCACCCGGGAGAAGGCCGUGCGGGAGCUCCUGGACCGGCACUGCAGCCUGGAGGAGACCCCCGAGUCCUGGAGCAAGGAGGUGUUCCUGACUGAGAGGCUCUGCGUCCCCCCAGAGUGGAUUCAUGAAGCAAAGGCAGUUCGAGCAAGGAUGGAGGGGGACAAGCACAAAGAAGCCCUCUUCUUGUUCAAGGCUGGGCACUGGAACCAGUGUCACAAGCUGGUUGUCAGGCACUUGGCCUCAGAUGCCAUUAUCAACGAGAACUACAAGUACCUGAAGGGAUUCCUGGAGGACCUGGCCCCCCCAGAGCGCAGUGCCCUGAUCCAGGACUGGGAGCUGGCAGGGCUGGUCUACCUGGACUACAUCCACGUCACCGAGAUGCUCGACAGGAUCCAGCAGGUGGAUUGUUCCACCUACGAGCUGGAGAGGUUACACAAUACAGUGACAUCCCUGUGCAACAGGAUAGAGCAGCUCCAGUGCCACUGUGCCAAGGACUCCCUGGCACAGUCAGACAUGGCCAAACGCCUGGCCAACCUGCUGCGGGUGGUGCUGAGCCUGCAGCACUGCCCCGAGCCCGCCCCGCAGCGCCUCCCGCUGCGCCUGCUGGCCCCGCACCUCGGCCGCCUGCCCAUGCCCGAGGACUACGCCCUGGAGGAGCUGAGGAGCCUCACCCAGUCCUACCUGCGGGAACUGACCGUGGGCACGCCCUGA
Molecule: messenger RNA, 5379 nt
Organism: Chaetura pelagica (chimney swift)
Lineage: Eukaryota; Metazoa; Chordata; Aves; Apodiformes; Apodidae
Gene: NUP98
Product: nucleoporin 98kDa
Exons: 32
Coding region: 1-5379 (1792 amino acids)
Biological process (GO): RNA export from nucleus; post-transcriptional tethering of RNA polymerase II gene DNA at nuclear periphery; protein import into nucleus
Cellular component (GO): nuclear pore; nuclear pore cytoplasmic filaments
Molecular function (GO): structural constituent of nuclear pore
Source: RefSeq, a predicted model, not a curated record